Messenger RNA from Bombina bombina (fire-bellied toad), 1779 nucleotides. RefSeq names its product acid sphingomyelinase-like phosphodiesterase 3b. The coding region runs from base 1 to 1779 and encodes 592 amino acids. The transcript has 13 exons. The record is from RefSeq and is a predicted model, not a curated record. Gene Ontology annotation, molecular function: hydrolase activity. Lineage: Eukaryota; Metazoa; Chordata; Amphibia; Anura; Bombinatoridae.
AUGAUGCGCAGGAUGAGACGUGUGUCAGGGAUACAUAGGAGGCGCCGACAGUGUCUGAGACGGUUCAGCGACCUUAGACGCAGAGAGCCGGAGCACUAUAUGGCCAUGAGGUCGCUCAUUCGGAGAUAUGAAAGUGAUGACUCAUCAUCCGAGGAGAGUUCCCCAGCACCCAGUCCUAUCGAGUUGACGGCAGAGGAGGAAGAGCAGGCUGAAAAUGAAGAUGAAAGUGAUGAAUAUGCUACAUCAGCCCUGAGUCUGGAGGUGAGGCAAGAGGAGGAGGCGGAAAGUGAAUCUGAAACAGACAGUGGCACUGAAUAUGCAGCCACAGCAGAGGAUGAGGUGGCAAAAACAGAAACGGUUGAAAUAGGGACACAAACAGAGCCCUCAAUAACACAAUUAAUCGACCUUCGUCAGGCACUUCAAAAUAUUGUAGAGGCUCUGGCUCUCAUUGGAUUUUCCACUGCAAAGAAAGGUUACUUUUGGCAUCUCACAGACCUGCACUUGGACCCUAACUACAAAGUAACCUCUGACCCAGGGGGUGUAUGUCCAUCAGCAGGAAACCAGCAAGUAACAGAUGCAGGGGAAUUCGGGCACUAUCUAUGUGAUGCCCCUCAAACUCUGAUCAUCUCAUCAAUAAAUGCUAUGAAGAGAAUUUUGCCAGACCCAGACUUUAUACUGUGGACAGGAGAUGACACUCCACAUGUACCCAAUGAGAAGCUUGGAGAAGAUGCUGUGCUCGAAAUUGUCGAAUGGCUGACAAACCAAAUCCAUCAGGCUUUUCCAACAACCAAAGUUUAUUCUGCUUUAGGAAACCAUGAUUUUCAUCCCAAAAAUCAGCUUCCACCACACAAUAACUCCAUUUACAACCGCAUUUCAGAAUUAUGGAGCCCUUGGCUGAACAAUGAAUCUUUAAUUAACUUUCAGAAAGGUGCAUAUUACACGGAACAGAUUGUGAAUAUAGGAGCUGGAAGACGAAUCAUUGUCUUGAACACUAAUUUGUAUUAUGAUUCUAACAACGCUACAGCCAGUUUGUCAGAUCCAGGAAAUCAGUUUCAGUGGCUGGACAAUAUAUUAACAAAUGCUUCCCAACAUGGAGAAAAGGUUUAUAUUGUGGGACAUGUCCCCCCAGGAUACUUUGAAAAGAAAAGAGAGAAGUCUUGGUUCACAAAUAAUUUCAAUCAACGCUAUAUUGAAAUCAUUAAAAAACACCAUGAGGUGAUACAAGGACAAUUCUUUGGACACCAUCACACUGACACCUUCCGAAUGUUUUACAAUGACCAAGGUGUUCCCAUCAGCACUAUGUUUAUUUCUCCUGGGGUAACUCCAUGGAAGACCACGUUGCCUGGAGUUGAAAAUGGAGCCAAUAAUCCUGGAAUCAGAAUCUUUGAAUAUGACAGAACAAGCCUCCAGGUCUUAGAUAUGGUGACUUAUUAUCUGAAUCUAACUUAUGCCAAUAAAGAUUCCCCAAGAUGGGAGAAGGAAUAUCGUCUAACAGAAGCAUUCCAGGUUCCUGAUGGAUCUGCACUAUCUAUGCACAAUGUCCUUGAAAAAAUAUCAUCUGACCCUUGUUACCUACAAAAGUAUUAUGAAUAUAACUCUGUCAACUAUGAUUUAGUGACCUGUGGGCAUAUCUGUAGAGUUGACCACAUAUGCUCCAUCCGAGAAGUGGACUUUGCCAAGUAUAAUGAGUGUUUAAAGACCGAGAGCUCUUCUCAUAGGCCUACUCUUGAAAUAAGCUUGAUGUGUAUUGUAAUCAGUGUAUAUUUACUCCUGUUCUAA